This is a messenger RNA of Rhagoletis pomonella (apple maggot), 3432 nucleotides long. RefSeq lists its product as uncharacterized. Gene Ontology annotation, biological process: proteolysis. Gene Ontology annotation, molecular function: aspartic-type endopeptidase activity. NCBI's taxonomy places the organism in Eukaryota, Metazoa, Arthropoda, Insecta, Diptera, Tephritidae. The record is from RefSeq and is a predicted model, not a curated record.
UAUAAGUUAGCUUAAACAAAGUAGCUUGCCCCACCCACUUUAAAAGAUUUUUAUACACACGUUCACAAUAUUUCCCACUACAAUAGAUUUACAGCACUAUAAACCCAUUUCUCCAUUUAUUAUCGCAUACGAAGGUGACCCAUACUAACAUUGUUUCAGUUAAGUUUCAAAUACGUAUAUAUAAAUACAGACGUGGUUGUUUGUUUACCCCUUUUCUACCCGUUAACCACAUUUGGAAGAUAAUUCGAUUACCGCGCACUCAUAUAGCAUAUAUAUAUAUGUACAUGAAAAAAACCAUCGAGGUACGUACAUACACACCAACGCGUACAUAAAUAAGCUCCACCCUUUUUGUUCGCUCUCGCACUGCACAUAAAAAGCACUGUUACUGGACUUAGACGCGCUAGGACAGUACAGUGUAGCAAAAAGUUAUUUACUCACAGUGGGACAAAACCGGUACCCACACAAAAUAAAUAAAAUACUCUAAAUCACUCUAAAUCAAUUUUAAAGCAAAAUUAAGCUCGAUUAUACCCCUGCAUAUUAUAACGAGAUAUUGUAUAUAAUUGAAUUGACCCGAAUUAUCCAUCUCACAUACAAUGGAGAAGAAAACACUAACUUCUGAUAAUGAUUCAGAGGCAAGUCUCCAAGCUUUCAUAUUUGAAAGCAAUAGAUUAGAGUCAUUUUACUCCACAUGGUCAGCAACUCUUAUAGCUGACCAGACAGAAUCUCUAUUGAGGGUAAAGAUCCAGCAACUAGACAGAUUGUGGGAAUCACUCGUUGUGUCUUUUAGAGCAGUAUCCCUUUCCGGAGAUCAUGAUGAGUCAAGUGGCUCUAUCGAGCAAAAAUAUAAAAAGUGCUCAGAAAGCUACGAAAAUUGUAUGUCCCAAAUACUAGAUGCUCUGCAGCUUUUAGCACCACCUCCACAACCCAGAAACCUUCCUAAUAAUUCCAACGCCCCUGAGGUUUUCCUCAAAGUACCACCAUGUGACACCGAAGUCUUCCAUGGUGGGUACGAAGACUGGCCGGCCUUUAGGGAUAUGUUCACGGCAGUCUAUGGAAAUCAUCCCAAGCUAACACCAGCCCAGAAACUCUACCAUUUACGCCAAAAAACGAGAGGCCAGGCAGGGCAAUUGGUUAAGCAAUACCCGCUGACUGACGAAAGCUUUCAAUUAGCCUGGGAGGCACUGAAAGCGCGGUAUGAAAACCGCAGAAUAUUGGUCGAUAACCAAUUAAAAACUCUCUUUAAUCUCCAAUCGAUUUACUCAGAGAACGGUGAGCAGAUUCAAAAACUCCAAACCACGAUAAACAACUGUUUGUCCACUUUGGCAGCACAAGGAAUCCCAACCUCUGACUGGGACCCCAUCCUUGUCUAUAUUUGCUCUUCAAAACUGCCCAGUGAAACCCUUUCUUUGUGGGAACAGUCGCUGAGUUCUCGAAAAGAACUGCCGCUGUGGGCAGAUAUGAAUGAGUUUUUAACAACUCGGUAUGAAGUUGUGGAAAGACUCAGCACUUAUCGCCCAGGUAAAACAAGAACGCCUCUACCAAACUUUCCCCCCAGAGCAAAUAAUCAAAACUCAAACCCUUUUAAUAAACCGAAAACCCAUAGCUUCCACACGGAACUAAAUCAGCAGGUAUCAUGUAAAUUAUGCAACCAAAACCAUCCAAUGAAAACCUGCGUGAAGUUUAAAGCCCUGUCCGUAUCUGAGCGACUCAAGUUCGUAAGAGAAAACAAAUAUUGUGAGAAUUGCCUCUCAUAUUCCCACUUCAAGAGUGAUUGUCAGAGCAAGUUCUUAUGCGUAUACUGCCAAAAGAGACAUCACUCCCUCCUCCACUUCCAACCACAAUCCCAAACAUCUAGGGCCAACGCAAGACCUCAGAGGACCCUUACCCAAAUGUCUACUCAAAAUCGGAUAGACCAUGAACAGCCGUCGACAUCCGAGCAGGCGGCUAAAAAUGCCCUUACAAAAAGUCCACCUGACAGUAAUGCCCAAAAGGUUUCUUCCCAUUUUUCAAGUAGCAGCGCAACAACCCUACUCCCCACAGCAAUAGUCCCAAUAUACUUCGCAGGAGAAUAUCAUAAAAUUCGUGCUCUAGUCGAUCAAGGGUCACAGAAGACCUUUGUGGCAUCACGAAUUCAAAAACUCCUUGGAAUACCCACUAGAGAAACUCACUACCAAAUCUCUGGAAUGGGAGGAAUGGUAGUACAAAAUUCGAACAAAGUUUGCGAAAUAACGCUAUGUUCAUCUGAUUUGGGUCAGAAAAUCACCACAAACGCCAUCAUCCUCCCUCAGCUCACCCACUUUCUGCCCACAUUCAAAGUGUCAAAUGUCAAUAUAGACCAAGUACGCUCCCUCCAGCUUGCUGACCCUAACUGGUUUACACCAACGAAAAUCGAUAUGGUGAUAGGCAGCGAUAUAACUCCCCAAAUACUCCUGGAUGGGCUACAACACAAUAUCGACGGCACCUUAGUAGCCCAAAACACAAUAUUCGGUUGGAUACUCAGUGGUCCAGUAAGAGAACAUAUCUCAACGUUCUCCACCCACGUCACAGAAGCAACAGAACCCGAACUCAGCACGCUGCUCAAAAGGUUUUGGGAGCAGGAGGAGAUAGAAACCGCUCAACCCAAGUCAGCAGAAGACGAAUUCUGUGAGGAACUCUACAGGACCACAACCGCCAGACGAGAGGAUGGACGCUACGUUGUGAGACUCCCCUUUAAACCCGAAUUCCCGGACGCCCUUGCCUUAGGCCACUCCCGCCCAGCAGCUCAGCAGCAAUACAUAAGCGUAGAGAGGACUUUGGAAAAAAAGCCGGAGCUGCGCGAAAAGUACUCAGAAGUACUGAACGAGUACUUGCAAAUGAGGCACAUGGAACACGCUUCCCCCCUUGAAACCAUAAAAGACGGCAAAUAUUUUUCAUUUUACUUACCCCAUCACGCAGUCUUAAAGCCCGACAGUAAAACGACAAAAGUGCGUGUCGUCUUCAACGCAUCUAAGACAUCUCAGUCAGGAAACUCCCUGAAUGACGUUCUUUAUACAGGCCCAGUACUCCAAAACGACUUGACGUCCAUUAUCCUCAAAUGGCGUCUUUAUGAAUUCGUUUUCAAUGGCGACAUAGAGAAAAUGUAUCGUCAAAUACGCGUCCAUAGAGAAGAUCAAAAUUUCCAGAGGAUUCUUUUUAGGAAAGCCCCUCACCUGCCAAUCGAAGACUUUAAGUUAAAAACCGUCACCUUCGGUGUUAACUGCGCCCCAUAUCUGGCAAUUCGUACGCUCCACCAGCUAGCCCAUGAUUGUCAAGAAAAAUACCCCCUCGCCAAAAACAUUAUACUACACGAAACAUAUGUAGAUGAUGUACUCUCUGGCGGACACAAUAUACAGUCCACUCUCAACUCGAUGACCCAAACUAUAGAAGCUCUAAAAUCGGCAGGCUUUCCACUGA